GUGGCCGCUCUCCUGGACAAACAUCUGGUCGUUCGCUUGCUUUCCCUGGUCAGGAUGUGUGGCCCCUUCAACUGUGGUGCCGGCAUCAAGUUCCUCCAGUUGAUGGGUACGGUGCUUCAAUCGCGCAGUAGCAAUCCGGAUGUCGACAUGCUGGUCACUUGCCACAUCUUGCUCUCCUAUGCCUCCAGCAUCGUGGAUGAUGCAGUCAGCGCCUUGCAGGGCGACCAAGAGCAACAGCGCCUCGGGUUUUCUGGCCUCCGCCAGAAUAGCUUGCUCUUGGAUGAGCCUGAAGCGCAAUGUUUUUUGGGAUUGCUUGGAAGCAAUCAGGAGGACAGAGCCGUUGGUUGCAUUGCUGGAGAACGUGUAUGGAAUUUUGAGGGUAAAGAAACAGGUCUGGAAAGAGAUGGACCCUCUGAAGAAAAAAGUACCUCAUUUGCGCUAUCAAAGUUGAUGCUCAACAUCUAG
Durusdinium trenchii is the source of this 465-nucleotide messenger RNA. Lineage: Eukaryota; Dinophyceae; Suessiales; Symbiodiniaceae. The record is from the annotation of a GenBank genome assembly.